Molecule: messenger RNA, 1875 nt
Organism: Aspergillus tanneri
Lineage: Eukaryota; Fungi; Ascomycota; Eurotiomycetes; Eurotiales; Aspergillaceae
Exons: 4
Coding region: 1-1875 (624 amino acids)
Molecular function (GO): protein binding
Source: RefSeq, a predicted model, not a curated record
AUGGGGAAAUUGAAUUACUCAGCGAGAAGGAUCACCGGUGUUAAAGCGGCACAGGUGGUAUCCAAAGACCUGAGAAAACGGAUCCCUCCAGGUAUCCACUCCAAAGCUGCCGCCAGAGACCCGACUUUGGAGAUCGAUGUCUCUGGCAAGGAACUGGCCAAUGAAGGCCUUGCCCAGUUUAUUGAUGACCUGAUUGAAUGUUCCAAGUACCGUGAUGCAGAUCAUACUGAGGGUCUGGCCAAAGUGACUGAGAUUCAUCUUUCGGGGAACAAGCUCACCGCGCAGUCCCUGGUCAAGCUGGGCGAUGUGGUUGCUCUCAACAGUGGUGAACUUCGGGAGUUCGACCUUUCCAAUAAUGAUAUCCAGAUCAAUACUCCCGAGGAGAAAGAAAGUUGGUACAAGUUCCUGAACUCCUUCUCAAACUGCUACAUGUUGAAGAAGCUUGACCUCGGAAGCAAUCCGCUUGGUCCUGCAGGGAUGGAAAUCCUUGCUCGUGUUUACAUCAAAAGUGACCUGGAUUUCCUUGAGGACGAUGCCGAUAUCAUUAUUGGGCCUAAGAGCGAUGAAGAAGAAGUUCUUGCCGAUGGCAUCGAGGCGCUGAAGAUCAAGGCGGGCAAGGAUCAUGAUGGUCAGAAGUCUGGCUGCUGUAAAAAGUCUCCGCACAAGGGAAAGUUUUUGAAACAAAGUAGUCGCAUCCACGUCGUCUCGGCCACCGCCAAAGCCAAUACUCCAACUGAGCUGAAGCGCUUUGCGUGUACCAGAGGGCUCCGCUCCAUCCCCUAUCUGAUCCUUUCAAAUACUUCCAUUACCAAUGGCGGAGCCGUCCAUCUCGCUAGCAUGCUAGAGAUACAGCGAACGCCCGAGCAACUUCUAGCAUUCCUUCCCGCCGGUAAAAUUUUGGCCUUGCCUGACACCGCCCAGUCUUGCAAGGGAAUAAUUUGGAAAGAGAAUGGCAAUCUGGUGCCGUAUGCAAAGCGACUGCUCGAGGUUGCUGAGGUAGUACGUGACUAUAAAGCCAUCUCAAACUCAGACGAAGAAAGCCUAGACGGUGAAGAGGAUCUGGACGGUACCAAUGGGCAGAACAACGAUCAUCAUCACAAUAACCACAAGAUGGACACCAUCAUGCAGUGGAAGAUGCAGAACAAAACAGACAUCGAGUUCACCCGACUUGCUAAGAGAGUUCGUAUGGAAGCCUUGAAAACCGAAGGUAUCCACAGCAUGGACAUUUGGAUUACUGCUUUGCGUAUGAUCCUCGUGUCCCGGGCAUUACUAUUGGAAGACAAAGAUCGCAUGGGUGACACUCCAUCAGAGGAUGAGACCUUGCCUGCCGAAGUCGAGGAAGAGCCCUCUGAGGAGUCUGCUGAGGAGAUGCUUGUUGAGGAGCCCGUCGACAAUGAUAUCGCCGAGCCAUUCUCUGACCCGGUCGAACCCGCGGAAUUAAAUAUGCUUCAUAUGCCCUCCGGACCUUUUCACCCUGCAGCCGAGUCUUUCGAAGCUGACUUCCCUGCUUUACAGUCCGUCUCUAACGGUAAAAACGAGGUAGCACCGGAGACCAAGUGCAACUCUCCUUUGUUCCCCCCCGUUCAGGCUACACGCUCGGGUAAGGGUCACCCUAGGGCGACCGGUGGAACUCGAUCCCCUUGCAAGAAUAUGUGGCGAUAUGGCCUUCCAUUCGAGCUCUGGCGCCGAAUCAUCGCAGAUGCAGUGGGGGCACAUGAUAUUUUGGACUUGCAGCAGCAGGAACGGAUCAUGCGCUAUGCUUCAGAUUGGAACACCUUUAGUUAUGAGAUGACUAUUACUGGCGCAGAGCAUCAUCAGCAGAUCUGGAAGAUCCUGGAGACCGUCAACUGCUUCACCUACAGUCCUCUGGAGUGA